Molecule: messenger RNA, 4093 nt
Organism: Perca fluviatilis (European perch)
Lineage: Eukaryota; Metazoa; Chordata; Actinopteri; Perciformes; Percidae
Gene: gba2
Product: glucosidase, beta (bile acid) 2
Exons: 19
Biological process (GO): glucosylceramide catabolic process; central nervous system development; carbohydrate metabolic process
Cellular component (GO): membrane
Molecular function (GO): glucosylceramidase activity; beta-glucosidase activity
Source: RefSeq, a predicted model, not a curated record
CCAUCAAACCCAAACAACAAUUAGCCAUUCUUUGAUUUUUCAUCUAAGGUAGAGUUAGUAGCUUGUUGGAGGUUUGGAUCAACGAAUGUUGUAAAAGGAGACGUAUGUGUAGGCAGCCUGGGAUAAUUUGUUACCUGAGGUAUUCAUCUGAGGGCAAUAAAAGCCCUUGUAUGAGUGAUAAAUUUAUUUGCAUAUUGAGUGCAGUGUGCUAGGUGCUAGCAGAAGCUACAGGGUCCUGGUCCUGACUGAGGUCGGUUUGGAGCAGCAGCAGGAUGACGCAGUCUCUCCGGUGUCCCGGAUGAACGACUGAGAUCGGCACCCUCAAUACUUUCUAACUGUCAGCUGCUGGCAGCACAGACACAUCCGGACUCCAUGCAAACGGGGGGACGGGGUCUUCCAUUUGUUAAAAACAGGAAUCCAGAAGGUGAUGGUGAUGCAAAUUGCUGCAACUAGCCCCCGAGAAUAUAAACAUAUAUUGAGCUGUAGAGGCUAAAUUACCUCGUGGAUAAUAGUAAUCUUAUGAUGCCGUUGGGAUCUUCUACCCGAAGGAGCAAUUAUUUACCUGCAGGUAUUCAAAGCUCGUCCGUUGGGAACCCGGUUUAACCCACAGGAAUGACCAUUUGAAACUUACUGAACCACUUAGAAUUUUAAGAUUUCUAGGUCACAUGUAGCUUACCUCCUUGGUGUUUUGCUCCAUGGUGAAGGCACGACAAACUAACUCUGUUGACAUAAGGUGGUGACAACUCUAUCAUUAAUGACAAGUGUUUUCAUGCUCCCAUUCAUACAUACUUAAGCUCCACAUUGCUGGGUAUCCUGCUAAAAUGACUACAGAGUGGGGUGAAAAAUCCUCAGCGGACCUUAUGAGUAGGUAUGUCUCCAAGGAAAUGGGAUAUGGAGUGCCCAAGGAGGGUUGGCGUAUCUGCCUGGCACAUGAGUUCAAGGAGAAGAGAAAGCCCUUUCAAGCAAAAGAUGUCUCACUGUCCAAUGUCUUGGAGCACAUUGGUCUUGGAAUCAGGUAUCUAAAGUGGUGGUACAAGAAGACCCAGGUGGAAAAGAAAGCUCCAUUUAUUGAUAUGUUUCGUGCCCAACCCUUGCGUCAAAUAUAUGGUGCUCCACUUGGCGGUAUUGGAGGAGGCACCAUCACGAGAGGUUGGAAGGGGGAAUUCUGCAGAUGGCAACUAAACCCCGGGAUGUACCACUACAAAACUGUCACAGCAAACCAGUUCACAGUGUGUUUGCGACGUGGUGGGCAAACAGUUUACCAGCAGGUGCUAUCUGUAGAGCGUCCUCCCACACUACAAGGCUGGAACUGGGGCUACUGCGGAGAGUAUGCUUUCUAUCACGCCUUGUACCCCCGCGCCUGGACCGUCUACCACCUGCCAGGACAGAAUGUCACCUUAACCUGCAGACAGAUUUCCCCAGUCAUCCCCCAUGACUACCAGGACUCUAGUCUCCCAGUGGCAGUAUUUGUGUGGGACAUAGAGAACAAGAAUGACUUCGUUCUGGAUGUCUCCAUCAUGUUCACUAUGGUCAAUGGGUCGGGACACAAGGACGACAAGAGUGGGGGACACUGGAAUGAACCAUUCCACCUGGAGAAGGAGGGGGAGGCGGUGUCUGGGGUCUUGCUACAUCACUGCCCUGCAGUGAACCCUUACACUCUGUGCAUCGCAGCCAGAGAACAGCCCGACAGGGAGGUCAGUCACCAGACAGCGUUCAGUCCAAAGGGAACCUGCAGCGGCUUGUGGAGUGACCUCAUCACUGACGGACGGCUGGACUCUCCUACAGGUGUGAAGGGAUGAGACAGAUUCAUAAUAAAACAGAUGUCUGAAUUUGUUUCCUCAACAUGAAGCAGAAACAUGGAAAAAAAAAAAGUGGAAACAGAUAUGACAAAACGCACAUACGGAAGGUGGUUUAAAGAGAGGGAACACAUCAGGAGAUACACGCGUUACUUUGGGACCAAAGGGGACGCGUCCCCCUCACUCAGUCACUACGCCCUAACACACUACACACAGUGGGAGAAGAGCAUUGAGGAGUGGCAAAGACCCAUACUGCAGGACAGUUCUCUCCCCUCCUGGUAUAAGUCAGCGCUGUUUAAUGAGUUGUACUUUGUGGUGGAUGGAGGGACCGUGUGGACAGAGCUACCAGAGGACGCUGAUGUCAGUGGUGGGGUGCGCAGCGAGGACGGGGGUCUGCCAGCUCAACCUCCUGUUAUCAAGGAGUUUGGCCGUUUUGCCUACCUAGAAGGUCAGGAGUACAGAAUGUACAACACAUACGAUGUGCACUUCUACGCCUCCUUUGCACUUAUCAUGCUGUGGCCCAAACUUGCCUUGAGUGUGCAAUACGAUAUUGCUGGCAGUGUGGUUCAGCAGGACCCCACAGAGAGGCUCCAUCUGAUGAGUGGGCGGUAUUCUCCUGUCAAGGCCAAAAACGUGGUUCCUCACGACAUAGGAGACCCAGAUGAUGAGCCAUGGCAGAGGGUAAAUGCCUACCUCAUCCAUGACACUGCAGACUGGAAGGACCUGAACCUGAAGUUUGUCCUGCAGGUCUACAGGGACUUUCAUCUCACACAGGACAAUCAGUACCUGCAGGACAUGUGGCCCGUCUGCCAGGCGGUAAUGGAGUCAGAGAUGAAGUUCGACCUGGAUGGAGAUGGCCUGAUAGAGAACUCUGGAUAUGCUGACCAGACCUAUGACGGUUGGACGGUGACUGGACCAAGUGCGUACUGUGGUGGGCUGUGGUUAGCGUCCCUGUGUGUGAUGUGUAAAAUGGCCAAACUGGUGGACAAUGAAGAGACAUACCAACGUUAUAGAGACAUCUUGGACAGGGGCAGUGCUGCUUUUGACAAACUGCUGUGGAACGGCAAGUACUACAACUAUGACAGCAGUGGGAGAGACCUUUCUAAUAGUGUCAUGUCUGACCAGUGUGCUGGCCACUGGUUCCUGAGAGCAUCCGGGCUGGGAGAGGGAGACUACCAGGCUUUUCCAAAAGAAAAAAUUCAGAGUGCACUAAAAUCUGUCUUUGACUUGAAUGUAAUGAGCUUCGCUGGAGGCCAGAUGGGGGCAGUUAACGGCAUGCGUCCUGAGGGAGUGCCCGACCGCUCCAGUGUCCAGUCAGAUGAGGUCUGGAUUGGAGUAGUGUAUGGACUGGCAGCCACUAUGAUCCAUGAGGGCAUGCUGGAAGAGGGUAUGCGCACGGCGGAGGGUUGCUACCGAACUGUGUGGGAGAGGCUGGGCAUGGCCUUCCAGACUCCUGAAGCCUACUGUGAGAAGAGCAUCUAUCGCUCUCUGGCGUACAUGAGGCCUCUGAGCGUCUGGGCCAUGCAGCUAGCCCUGAACACCUCGCAGAAGGAUCGGACCACAUCAGCUCAAACUGGAGCCACAGACGGGGAGCAGGGACGGGAUUUGAGAGUAAAUCAGAGCUAGGACCUGAGCCAUUAGACUGGUGAGAUUGGAGAGGUACAGUGAGUUCCUCUGAAAACGACUUCCAAACUCUCCUGCAGCCACCACCCUCAUCUGCACGCCGCCGCCUCCCCCCCCCCCGCUGCUCUGUUUGACACACCUUCAAUUUAAUGCUCUACAGUUUAUUUUGCUUCAAAUGUUUGAGACUCAAUGUCAGAACUGCGAUUGUUUCUGCUUGACAAAGUCAGUAGUAACUGUAGAUUAUGGUAUUAUGGUGAGGAGUUUAACUUUUUUUUCAAGAGACUGCAAGUUUUUUAUUUAUUUAUUUUUUUUAGUCGUGCGGUGUUGGGUGGUAGCCAGGCUAAUGUCAAAAUUAGAGCCAGUCUGUAUUGAUAAUAAAAAUUUACCUUGUGUUUCUGCAACAUAUUGUCUGUUUGCACGCACACACAUGCAAGCACUACAUUUCACAAUCCUCAAUAAUGUUAGCAUAUUUUGGAUAAGUUUAUAUGCUAAAUAUUUGAGGGCUGUGUUAGUAUACCACUCACAUGUAGUCAUUGUCUUUUUAAUAGCAUUUGGUGCCUUGUUGCAUGUUGGCCAUAUCUACAGUAUAUUAAUAUAGUGGCAACAUUUGCAAUGUUUUUCAAAAUCAAUAACUCAUGACAAUCAUGCUAAAUAAAUUACUGAAUGAGAUUCAA